Molecule: messenger RNA, 2952 nt
Organism: Apis cerana (Asiatic honeybee)
Lineage: Eukaryota; Metazoa; Arthropoda; Insecta; Hymenoptera; Apidae
Gene: TfIIFalpha
Product: transcription factor IIFalpha
Biological process (GO): transcription initiation at RNA polymerase II promoter; positive regulation of transcription elongation by RNA polymerase II
Cellular component (GO): transcription factor TFIIF complex; nucleus
Molecular function (GO): DNA binding; RNA polymerase II general transcription initiation factor activity; TFIIF-class transcription factor complex binding
Source: RefSeq, a predicted model, not a curated record
AAUUUAGAUUUUAGAUGUGCUUAUUUAUAAUUACAUAUAUAGGAAUCUAUAAAUCCAUAUAUAAGAAUUCAAAUUGAAAUAAAAAUAAAAAAAAAAUGUAAAUUACACAUUAAAAAUUUAAAACCUCGUCUGAUAAACUAUGUGCAGUUACAAAUUACAUAUUUGUACAAAUUAUAUUUGUGAAUUAUUUUUGAAUAUUAUUAAUUAUUUAUUUAUUUUUAAUUAUUUUAAAUUAUUUUAAUUAUUUUUAAUUAUUAAUAAUAAUGCAUGUUAUUAAUUUGUAAUUACAAUUAUAUUAUAAAGGAAAUAAUUUAUUAAUAGAGUAAAAGAUAUAAGAAAACAAAAAAAUAAAAUAAAUAGAAAUAUUUUUUUAACUAAUUUUUAACUAAUUUAUUUUUCUCUGAAUCGUUUAUCGUUUUUUUAUUUCGUAUUUGUUUAUCGUUUUUGCUAUUUUUUUAAACUAAUUUUUUUAAAUUAAUAAGUUAUACGAAAAUAAUUAUUUAUAGACAAUUUAUAAAAUAUUGAAUAUUAUUAAUUAAAAUUGAAUUCAUUUGAAAUUAUAAUUUACAAGAUAUACUAUUUAAAAUUCAGGAUAAAAUAAAAAUUAAUAAGAUAAUAAAAUAAAAAUAUAUGUAUAUUUCAAAUUCUACAAUGAUUAAAUUGUAUUUUAUAAAUAUUUAUAUAUUGCUUUAAAAAUAAAAACUUCUAUAAUUUUUUUUUUGCUCAUAUGUAAUAUCAUGAAAAUGAUUUUAUCUUUGCUUCAAAAUUUAGAAUUAUUUGAAGUCGUGUCUAUAAAUAUAUAUGAUCUAAGUUCGUCAUUUUUAUUAAUUUAGAACAAAUGAGAACAAUGCGAAUGUAAAAUAACUAUCAUUUCUCUGUUCAAUGGAUCAUUUUUGUUCAUCACAUUGCUAUUUUCUAAUGUCAUUGAUAGCCAUUUCAUUGAUAUCUAGCAAUUGUUAUAUUUUGUAAUAUUUGAGUAAAUUCUAUAUUACUUUUUUGUUCAUAUUAAUGUGAUAAAUUUUGGAACUUUUAUUUAUAUAAAAGUAUCGGUUUAAAAAAGUUGUUAACUUAUCAAAACGUGUAUAUUUACAUAAAUAUAAUAUAAUUUUUAUUAUUAAUUAACACUUAAUAACCUGCAUAUUUGCUUUAUAUAAAGAUUUUAAUAUGAUGUGAUAGUUUUAUAAUCGUUAUUGAAUUAAAAUCAAUUAUCAAGAUGACAUCGCCUGCAGUUUCAAAGGUUUCAGUUGCACCUUCCAUUCAAGAAUUUAGUAUCAGAGUACCAAAAAAUAAUAAAAAAAAACACAAUGUGAUGCGUUUUAAUGCAACAUUAAAUGUUGAUUUUUCAAAAUGGACUCAAGUGAAAAUGGAACGUGAAAAUAAUAUGAAAGAAUAUAAAGGAAUAGAAGAGGAAAUGCCAAAAUUUGGAGCUGGAUCUGAAUUUGGACGAGAUGCAAGAGAAGAAGCAAGAAGAAAAAAAUUUGGUAUUACAAGCAGAAAAUACAAGCCAGAAGAUCAACCUUGGAUUUUAAAAUCUGGAGGAAAAACUGGAAAAAAAUUUAAAGGCAUAAGGGAAGGUGGUGUGAGUGAAAAUGCUGCAUAUUAUGUUUUUACACAUGCUGCUGAUGGAGCUAUAGAAGCUUUUCCAUUGCAUGAAUGGUAUAAUUUUCAACCAAUUCAGAGAUACAAAGCUUUGAGUGCAGAAGAAGCAGAGCAAGAAUUUAGUCGUAGAAAUAAAGUAAUGAAUUAUUUUUCAUUAAUGUUACGGAAAAGACUUAGAAAUGAUGAAGAAGGUGCAGAUGAUGAAGAAAUAAUAGAAGGUGGGAAGGGUAAAAAGCCGAGUAAGAAAGAGAAAGAUUUAAAAAUAUCUGAAAUGGAUGAGUGGAUGGAUAGCGACGAUGAUGAUUCUCUUAGUGAUGAUAAUGAAAGUAAAAAAAAUUCUGAUGAAGAAGAUGAUACUAAGAAGAAAAAAAAAGGCAAAGUUGAUAUUAAGAAAAAGAAGAAGAAAAAUGCCUCAGACGAUGAAGCAUUUGAAGAAAGUGAUGAUGGGGAUGAAGAAGGUCGAGAAUGUGAUUAUAUUUCUGAUUCAUCAGAUUCUGAAUCAGAAUUGGAACAACAAAAAGAGAUUAAAUCAGUUGCAGAAGAAGAUGCAUUAAGAAAAUUGCUUGCUUCUGAUGAAGAUGAUGAAGAUGAUGAAGAACAAACAGAUAAAAAAGAUGGUGAUGAUGAAAAAGAUGAUGAUGAUGAACAUAAAGAUAAAGAUGAGAAGGAUAAAGAUAAGAUUAAUAGAGAUACAGAUAAAAAAAGAGAUAAAAAGAAAAAGAAAAAACAAUCUAAGAAAAAAGAUUUAAAAAAACUUACAUCAGGAAAAGAUUCUUCUAGUGAUUUUUCUAGUGAUUCAGAUUCAGAAUCUGAUACAGUAAAAGAAAAAGAUAAUAAAAGAUCUAAUAGUGCACAUAGCUCAAGAUCUGCAACGCCUACACCUGCUGGAAUAUCAGAUUCUUUAAAAAGAAAACAAUCAGGAUCUCCAGAUCUAUCACAAGCAAAAAAAUUAAAAUUGGAUAAUUUUAAUUUAGUGCCAGUAAAUUCUUACAUUCCAGGAGUUAGUGAAUCUGGAAUUACAGAAGAUGCAGUACGACGAUAUCUUAUGCGUAAACCAAUGACAACAACGGAACUUCUACAAAAAUUCAAAUCGAAAAAAACUGGGCUUACUUCUGAGCAGUUAGUUAAUGUAAUGACUCAAAUUCUGAAAAAAAUUAAUCCAACCAAACAGACAAUAAAAAAUAAAAUGUACUUAUCUAUUAAAACACAAUCUAAUUGAUUUUUUAAUAUUUUUAUAUUAAUAAAAUAAUUUAUAGCAUAAUUUCUAUUUUAAAUCUUAAUAUCUUAUUUAUUUUAUGUCAUAUGUAAAGGUAAUACUUUGUAUAAGAAUAAAAUAUAUGGAAUAAAAAAAUA